AUGCUCUCAGCUGUGUGCAACACGGCUGAGGUGGCAGCAUUGUCCUUCAGCUACAGCAGCUUCGAUCAAUGCAGCGACUCCAUCAAGCUGUACGGAGAGGCAUCUUGUAUGAAUUCUGGGAUACAACUGACCAGCUUCGGAUAUUACGUGAUCGGCCAGGCCAGAUACUUCAAGCCAAUGCACCUCUGGGAUGCCACCACGGGUGGUGUCGCCAGUUUCACUACCACAUUCACCUUUGAUAUCAGCAGUAAUGUGGACAGUAACAAUAGUGGCAGUAGCAGCGAAGAUGGGUCCUCGUCGUGCUGUGACGGUCUGGCAUUCUUCCUGGCACCGCGAAACUACAGCAUCCCAGUGGGUGGGGGAGCCAGCGGAAGGUUGGGGCUUAUAUAUGCUAACCUCACUUAUGACUCUGCAUCAGAGAAUCCAUUUGUGGCGGUUGAGUUCGACACCUACAACAACGAGUGGGAUGCGUGGAACGACAGCAGCCAUGUUGGAAUUAAUAUCAACUCUCUGCAGUCUGUUUCCAGCAAGAGAUGGAAUUAUAAUGGCAAUGGUACUCGUCGAAUGCGUGCACGAAUUUCCUACAAUAAGGAUGCCAAAACGAUGUGCGCAAGCUGGUUUAGUAGUAGGGAUGAUAAUGAUCAGUUCGAGUUCGAGAACACCCUUUGCUAUGGAGUUGAUUUGACAAAUUACUUGCCUGAACAACAGUAUGGUUCUGUGUGUAUAGGCGUUUCUGUUGGAAGCAGAAUGCGGAUAAAAGUCUGUUGGCUGACCGCGAAUUGGAUCAAUGCUGGAGCGAAAUACAUCCCACCGGAUGUGGUUAGUCAAGCCACAAACGGUUUCAUUGAGGUGUUGGGGAGAGGUGGGUUCGGUGAAGUUUACAAAGGAAAACUGGACGGUAGAGCUGUCGCGGUGAAGAAACUGUUCCAGGUGGUGGCGGCUGGUGGUGGGAGAGGGAACAAGGAGGGGUACAUGGCAGAGUUAACCGUGAUAACACAGUUGAAGCACCACAAUUUGGUUGAACUACUAAGAUGGUCAUGCGGCAACUCGGGUGAGCUCUACUUGGUCUAUGACUACAUGGAGAAUGGUAGCUUGGACAGUCAUCUAUUCAGUCAAGAGCCUGGCCAUCAACCGCUCAUAUGGGAAAUCAGGUUCCGAAUCGCCAAGGAUUUAGGUUCAGGGCUACUUUACUUGCACGGAGGGUGCACUGAAUGUGUGCUGCAUAGGGACAUCAAGCCCGCUAAUGUUCUGUUGGAUUCUGAUAUGAGAGCCAAGCUGUCUGAUUUCGGACUGGCUCGUGUGGUGGGGCACGACGACCGAUCCCAGUCCUUGAUCUACGGGAGCGAGGGAUACCUCGCUCCCGAGGUAUUGGAGACUGGGAAGUCAACUAAAAGCUCCGACGUCUUCAGUUUCGGGGUGGUGGCUCUGCAAAUCGUUAGCGGGAAGUCGGCUUAUGUUAUCAACAAUUCAGCCCAACGUCGUCACAUUGUGGAGUGGGCAUGGGGCCUAUAUGGGGAGGGUCAUGUUGAAGCUGUAGUAGACCCUAAGCUAAAUGGUGUGUUUGUGGAGGAACAGGUCCGUCGUUUGUUGGAAGUGGGUCUUCACUGUGCUCACCCAGAUCCCUCCCGCAGGCCUCGGAUGAAGGACGCCAUGGAUGCACUGAACUUCAGUGAUCCAUUGGGAUUGGCCCCUCUACCGUUGCAAUAUCCCACCAACCGUAGUUCCCAGGCCGGCCUCCUCCCAUCGCUGUCGCGAAUCCUUGAAGAAUCGCCGGCAGUUUCCUCACUGCAGCAGCAGCUGCCAGUAUUAUCAUCAUCAUUAUCAUCCUCAGGAGUUGUUCCACCGGCACAUGAUCAGAUUGACAGUUUUGAUCAGCCUGUCUCAAGUGUCAAUAGAGCUCAGGGAGCUGUUUCCCGCCUCUAUCGCACGGUCUAG
Linum trigynum is the source of this 1935-nucleotide messenger RNA. The record is from the annotation of a GenBank genome assembly. NCBI's taxonomy places the organism in Eukaryota, Viridiplantae, Streptophyta, Magnoliopsida, Malpighiales, Linaceae.